Messenger RNA from Oryctolagus cuniculus (rabbit), 5559 nucleotides. RefSeq names its product neuroligin 1 (gene NLGN1). The record is from RefSeq and is a predicted model, not a curated record. NCBI's taxonomy places the organism in Eukaryota, Metazoa, Chordata, Mammalia, Lagomorpha, Leporidae. Gene Ontology annotation, cellular component: membrane. Gene Ontology annotation, molecular function: neurexin family protein binding.
GGGGCAGAACGGACGGGGUCUGGAGGACGGGUCCGGCUGGAUUCAGACUCCUGCACCGGCUGCGCGGCGGAGAGACAGGGAGAGGGAGCGGGGAGGUUGCCGUGUGUGCGCGCGUGUGUGCGCGUGUGUGCGCGUGUCUACAGGUAGCAGCGGCAGCAGCGGCAGCGGCGGCGGCGGGGACCCGAGCAGGGGACGCGUCUGCUGCCACCUCCCCGCCCAUGAUUUUCGGAGGCGAUUGCUCACUUAGCAGACGGAUCUCUAGCCCCGGGAGCUCUCCUCGUCCUCUCCAUUUCCACGCUUCUCGGGCGUCUUCCAGUUUCAAGCGUGUGUUUGGGGUAUUUUAUUUUAUUAAAAAAAAUUUUUUUUGGUAAUCUCUCCCUGUAAAUCUUCUCGGGAAUUCUGCAUCUUGAAGCAGGUGGCUCCUGGAAACGAAAUCUUUGGAUCCGUUUGGCUUGCCAAGUUUUGCUCUUCCCCGUCUCCUCCCGCUCUCACAGGCAUCUGUGGUGCUCUUUCUGGAUUUACAUGCAGAAAACGUAUAUAUGUUUAUAUAUCGACCGCACAAUAUCUAGAUACGUCCCCGCGUGUCCCAGCGCCUGGUUGUCGUCUCGGUCCGCGACCAAGCGGGAUGUUUUGGAGCCGAUGGAUCACGAGCACAGGACUAACAUUCUUCUGAGCCUGGCUGUUCCAAAGGGGAGGGAGCGUGAAGAAUUGUUUAACAUUCGGCCAUCGUUUGGCUGCACACUAAGCACCACGAAGUAUUUAUGGUUGCAGAUCAGGUGCAAACGGGGCUUAGAGAGAAAGGAUAUAGACCUGCAGCUAACUGGAUUUGAUUUAUAAGAGGGAAGUCUACAGUCAAUGGCCUCUCUUGCCGCAUUGCUACUCUGGGAAACAGAAUGGUCAAUAGGAUGCGGUCUGGUAAAUAGUGAUGAUUGAAGAUGUUUCUUCGAUACAAGUGAAAUCAGUGGGAAAUACUUGCUGCAUAAAGAUCUUUCUGAGCUUUUCUGAACAAGCUCACCUUUGAGCAAUUGGAAGCAUAUUCUGCCAUUAUACACUCUUUCUGAAGUGGAUAUAAAUACAUCUGCCUCACUGAAACCAGGCAACUAAUGUGGGACCAUGGCACCAGCCAGGUGCACACGGCUCAGUUAUGUUUGGAGAGCAGUGAUGUCCUGCUUGGUGCACAGGGGAGUGGGUGCCUCAUUGACUCUCUUUAUGUUGGGAUGUUUGCUUCAGGCUGCCCAUGUGCUCUCACAAAAAUUGGAUGAUAUGGACCCACUGGUGACUACCAACUUCGGCAAGAUAAGAGGGAUUAAGAAAGAACUGAAUAAUGAAAUUUUGGGGCCUGUUAUUCAGUUUCUCGGGGUUCCAUAUGCAGCUCCCCCAACAGGAGAACAUCGUUUUCAGCCUCCAGAACCACCAUCGCCCUGGUCAGACAUCAGGAAUGCCACUCAGUUUGCUCCUGUGUGUCCCCAGAAUAUCAUUGAUGGAAGACUGCCAGAAGUCAUGCUUCCUGUGUGGUUUACUAACAACCUGGAUGUGGUUUCAUCGUAUGUGCAAGAUCAGAGUGAAGACUGCCUGUAUUUAAACAUUUAUGUCCCAACUGAGGAUGUAAAAAGAAUAUCCAAGGAAUGUGCCAGAAAACCCGGCAAGAAAAUAUGUAGAAAAGGAGGUCCCCUUACAAAGAAACAGACAGAUGAUUUAGGUGAUAAUGACGGUGCUGAAGAUGAAGAUAUUCGGGACAGUGGGGGUCCCAAACCAGUGAUGGUAUACAUCCAUGGUGGAUCCUAUAUGGAAGGUACUGGAAAUUUAUACGAUGGCAGUGUCUUGGCAAGUUAUGGCAACGUGAUCGUCAUCACCGUGAACUAUCGACUUGGAGUACUUGGUUUCUUGAGUACAGGGGAUCAGGCUGCCAAGGGAAACUAUGGACUUCUUGAUCUCAUCCAGGCUUUACGAUGGACUAGUGAAAACAUUGGAUUCUUUGGUGGUGACCCCUUAAGAAUCACUGUUUUUGGAUCUGGCGCUGGGGGUUCAUGUGUCAAUCUGCUGACUUUAUCCCAUUAUUCUGAAGGUAACCGUUGGAGCAAUUCAACCAAAGGACUUUUCCAACGAGCAAUAGCUCAAAGUGGAACAGCCCUUUCCAGCUGGGCUGUCAGUUUUCAACCUGCAAAGUAUGCUAGAAUGUUGGCCACAAAAGUUGGAUGCAAUGUUUCAGAUACAGUAGAGUUAGUGGAAUGCCUCCAGAAGAAGCCUUACAAAGAACUUGUUGACCAAGAUAUCCAACCAGCUCGAUACCACAUAGCCUUUGGACCUGUGAUUGAUGGUGAUGUAAUUCCAGAUGACCCUCAGAUAUUGAUGGAGCAAGGAGAGUUCCUCAACUAUGAUAUAAUGCUAGGAGUUAACCAAGGGGAAGGGUUAAAAUUUGUGGAGAAUAUAGUAGAUAGUGAUGAUGGUAUAUCAGCUAGCGAUUUUGACUUUGCUGUUUCCAAUUUUGUUGAUAACUUAUAUGGAUAUCCUGAAGGCAAAGAUGUUUUGAGAGAAACCAUUAAAUUCAUGUACACUGACUGGGCUGACCGUCAUAACCCCGAAACCAGAAGGAAGACACUAUUGGCUCUGUUUACAGACCAUCAGUGGGUGGCGCCAGCUGUAGCUACAGCAGAUCUUCACUCAAAUUUUGGUUCACCUACAUACUUCUAUGCCUUUUACCAUCACUGCCAAACAGAUCAGGUUCCUGCUUGGGCUGAUGCAGCCCAUGGAGAUGAGGUUCCCUAUGUACUGGGAAUUCCCAUGAUUGGCCCUACAGAGUUGUUUCCUUGCAAUUUCUCCAAAAAUGAUGUGAUGCUGAGUGCAGUCGUAAUGACAUACUGGACAAAUUUUGCUAAAACUGGUGACCCAAAUCAACCAGUUCCUCAAGACACAAAAUUCAUUCAUACCAAACCCAACCGCUUUGAAGAGGUAGCAUGGACCAGAUAUUCACAGAAGGAUCAACUUUAUCUCCAUAUUGGAUUAAAACCAAGAGUUAAAGAACAUUACAGAGCUAAUAAGGUAAACCUCUGGCUGGAGCUGGUACCCCAUCUACAUAAUCUCAAUGACAUUUCUCAGUAUACCUCGACAACAACUAAAGUGCCAUCAACAGACAUCACUUUCAGACCUACGAGAAAAAAUUCCAUACCUGUCACAUCAGCCUUUCCCACUGCCAAGCAGGAUGAUCCCAAACAGCAACCAAGUCCAUUUUCUGUGGAUCAAAGGGACUACUCAACAGAGCUGAGCGUCACAAUUGCAGUUGGAGCAUCACUGCUGUUCCUGAACAUCUUGGCUUUUGCAGCCCUGUACUACAAAAAGGAUAAGAGGAGACAUGACGUUCACAGGAGAUGCAGCCCUCAGCGCACUACUACCAACGAUCUGACCCACGCACAAGAAGAGGAGAUCAUGUCCCUCCAAAUGAAGCACACUGAUUUGGAUCAUGAAUGUGAGUCCAUCCAUCCACAUGAGGUGGUUCUUCGGACCGCCUGCCCCCCAGAUUACACACUAGCUAUGAGGCGGUCACCUGAUGAUGUUCCCUUAAUGACACCCAACACCAUCACAAUGAUUCCCAACACUAUACCAGGGAUUCAGCCCUUACACACAUUCAAUACAUUUACUGGAGGACAGAACAAUACUCUGCCUCAUCCCCAUCCCCACCCCCAUUCACAUUCAACAACCAGGGUAUAGCCAGAUAAGAGAAACAAACUAUUUUUUUUGAUGGAUUGCAGUAAAAGAUUACUGAAGAUUCCUUGGCUUUCAAGCUACAAGACUCUUACUAUUUAAAUAAGAAGGAAUAUUAUGUGAAUAUACAUAUCAAGAACUUUGGGGGUUUUGAAAAAAAAGAAUUGUAUAUAUAUAAAUAUAUAUACACAAAGCAACUUUAAAAACAAAUUUCAAUUGCUUGAAGCAAUUGUUCUGAAUGAUACUUUUUCAUUCACAUUCAAGAAUUAAUUUUUUGAAGAUUUAAGUUACAUAAUGGAAUUAGGCAUGUGGAACACCAAACAGGAAAGAACUAUGUCUGAAAUAUAAAAAAUAAAAAUAAAAAACAACUAUGAAUAUGCACAAGGGACACACCAAUGGAAUGUCAGAUAAUUUUCACCAGUUUUUAUUUGGAGCCGUUUUAUUGUGUAGACCAUAUUUACAUAUUUGGAUAAGUACACAAAGCACCAAUGCUGUUAAUGGCCUUAGCAGAGGCUCAUGCUGAAAUUUGCCAGUAAAACAAACAAGUUUUAAAGACUGGCAGGUACAACAUUAUCACAUAAGUGCUGUCAGUAUAAAGUUGUGGGGAUAAAGGAAACUGGAUAUUUUUAGCACGAUGUGCAUGAUAAUUUAUAUGCUUGGUGGCUGUGCUGCUGAUUAAGCCGUAAUUAAAAUUCCUCUCAUCCCAUUGGAGUUUUUAAUAGAAGCUUCCUCUAUCAAUUGGCAGAACCUAAAGAAGAUUUUAAGGGGCAAAAGUAAUUACAAUAAAGUAAUCCACAGUAGUUUAAAUAAUAGAAGGAAUUAGUUAUUAAAGGUAUUUGAAGAAACUAUAGGUAUAGUGGUGAAUACUCGCGGAUAUGAAUCCCAGAAAAAAAUUCUUGUGUUUUUAAUGUUCUUUUCAUUCCCAUCUAAAUAACUUAGAGAAAUAGACCCUAAUUGGACAUGUGUUACAGGAUCUAUAAUUUGCUGUGGUUUUUGUUACUCUGUAUUUUGUUCUUUUUGGUAAGGUGAAGUGUGUCCAAAGAGUUACUUGAACAGUCUUUUAUGAUAUGAGGAUGCCCCAGUAUCACCAUUCUGAUCACAGUUCUCAGUUAAUUUACUCAUGUUGCAUGACAAGAUGUUUACUAAUAGUAAUUCAAUAUAAAGUUAUGUCCCUCUUCACAUCACUUGUCUUUCUCACAGAGGUCCUUUCACUACAAUUUACUCACGCAAUCUCGGUAGAGUACGACUUAGAUACAGAACCUAGGAGAGUCAACACCUGGAGGAUGUUAGUUUUCCACAUAUGUGUGAUUUUAAAUGAAUGUUUCGAGACUGCAGGAAACUUUUCAUCCCCCUGUUUACCAGUAACAGUAUAUCACAGACCUUUCCAAAUGUUUGUAUAUGUAAUCAGAUGUACAUUUAUAUUAAAAAAAUGAGAUGGACUUAAAGAGCACAUCCUGAUAAAUACUUUCUCUCUUACGUGUACUAUAUUUCUAUUAGACUAAAGUUAUGUGAUUUUUUUUUACAUUUUUUCAGAUGACUAGCAAUUUUGAUAGUUUGUAAGAUAAUGCAAAGAACUUUCUCUGACAAACUAACUGCAGUAACAGAAACCUUUCUUUUCAGUUACUCUUUUUCAAGAAUGAAAGCUUAUUAUACAAAAGAAAAACAAUUGUAUACUACUUGAUGGAAACAACUUUGUACAUCUUGGCCAUGUCACUGGUCAUUGCGUGAAAUAAAGAUAAUCUGGAUAAUGGCUAUUAGUCCAAUGCUAAGAGACAUGAUCUUUGCUCAUUAAAGAGCUAAAAUGUUUAUUGCUGUUUUGUCUUUUUUUUUAAAAAAAAAAAAAAAAAACAACAAAAGAAA